Paraphaeosphaeria sporulosa is the source of this 854-nucleotide messenger RNA. Its product is annotated as flavo protein. Gene Ontology annotation, molecular function: electron transfer activity; FMN binding. Lineage: Eukaryota; Fungi; Ascomycota; Dothideomycetes; Pleosporales; Didymosphaeriaceae. The transcript has 2 exons. The record is from RefSeq and is a predicted model, not a curated record. The coding region runs from base 122 to 673 and encodes 183 amino acids.
AUGCACACCUGACUGAAAGCUCACGCGAGCAGUAAUGUUACGUUAUGUUUUAUAUAGGAGAUCACGAGCUGUGCCACCUAUAGGAAAAUAUUUCACACGAAACGCUUCGAUGCUAUCAGAGAUGCCUAUCUUAGUUCUCUACUGCACCGGUCACGGCAGCACUGCCGAUGUCGCGAAGCACAUAGCCUCUCAUAUCGCCGAGCAAAUGCCGCCGGCCGAGUGCCACGACAUGCACUCCUUCGACGUUUCCACACUGAACGACUACACCGCCAUUGUCAUCGGCUCUGCGGUCCACGGCGCACACUGGCUCCCCGACGCCACUACCUUCAUCACCGCCAACAAAGCUGCUCUAACCUCCAAGCCCCUCUUUGCAUUCUCCGUCGGCGCUCCGAAGGCGCUGCCUAAACCCAUCAGUCAUAGGUGGCAGAAGUGGGAAGACGACCACAUCUACAACAAUCUGCAGAAGUUGCUGGAUGGGAGGGUGGUGAUGCAUGUGGUCUUAGGGGGAAAGCUGGAUAAAGAGGAUGUUCAUUGCUGCUCUCGAUGGACUUGUGGAUUAAUCAAGGAGGGGGACUACAAAGACUGGGAGGAGAUUGAUAAAUGGGCUGAUAGCGUUGUGAUUGCGUUGAAGGGACAAGAAUCUCCUCGCAGAGAUUUUUUUACUUGCACUUGACGAGAGUAGUAGGAUGAUAAUGAUGAUGGUUGUGCGACUUUGACAGUAAUGCGAACCUUGCUCACUGCCCUUCUCCUCCUAAGCUUUGCGAUGCCACUGCGUAACAAAAAUUGUGUCUUACUUCAGCAUCAUUCGUGUUUUCCACUCAAGCUAGGAUAUCGCUCAGAGAGUUAAUGAGACG